UCGUGAUCUUCGUUGGGUUUCUACCUUUGAUUUGAUUCAGUUCUCUCUCUUGGAUUUACUAGCAGCAUAUCUGCAUGUGCAUUUACUCGGCAGCAUAUCUCUAUUGUCUAUAUAUAAAUACAAAAAUCCGGCCUUCCAGAAUCCACAUUACAUGUUGUUCAUUCAUUUUCCAUGAGUUUGUUUUGUUUUAUGUUUUACUGUAUGAAUUGCAUCCCCAUAUGCUAAAUUGUUACUGUCGGACUCAGACAAGUCGUUUAUCUUGUGAAAUUAAAUCGUGUCUUUUACUGCAACUGCGUUUAUUACAAGUCUCUUUCUCUCUCUCUUUCUUUCUUUUUCUUUCCUUUUCUUUCUGCACUUGCGUCUUUGCGUUCAUUUGGCUAUUAUUAUUCGAAGUUGGUGGGUGAGAGAGGGAGAGGGUUAUUAUUUCUAGGGUUUUAAGAAAUAUGGAGGCUGCUUCUUCUUCCUCCUCAAAGGGUUUCAUGGCAAAUGUGGAGCAACCCCAUGUUUUAGCCGUCGAUGACAGUCUCGUCGACCGAAAACUGAUUGAAAAGCUGCUCACAAAUUUGUCUUGCAAAGUGACAACUGCAGAAAAUGGGGCAAGUGCAUUGGAGUUUUUGGGCUUGGGAGAUCAACACAAUAGCUUGGAGAGUAAUGGAGAAGGGUCUUGUUCUUACCUGCAGGUCUCAAACUCAAAGGUAAAUCUGGUAAUUACUGACUAUUGUAUGCCAGGAAUGACAGGCUAUGAACUGCUCAAGAAAAUCAAGGAAUCAUCAAUCAUGAAGGAAGUUCCAGUGGUGAUUAUGUCGUCUGAAAACAUACCGAAUCGGAUUAACAAGUGCUUGGAGGAAGGAGCUCAAAUGUUCAUGCUAAAGCCACUCAAACAGUCAGACAUGAAGAAAUUGAGAUAUCAUUUGAUGAACUGCAGCAGCUAGAAAAACAAUUACCUUUUCCUUUUUUCUGGAGGAAAUUGGAAAUAGCCUAAGAACUAGUUUACUAAGUUUUUGUGCAACGUAGCAUGGUAUGCACCGGAGAUUUAGACUGUUAGAUAUUUUUUAGUUUUCCUCGUCAUGACAUAGGAAUUUCCUUCAAUGCUAAUAUUUAAUUUUUGGGUUU
Pyrus x bretschneideri (Chinese white pear) is the source of this 1113-nucleotide messenger RNA. Its product is annotated as two-component response regulator ARR17. The record is from RefSeq and is a predicted model, not a curated record. The transcript is spliced from 5 exons. Lineage: Eukaryota; Viridiplantae; Streptophyta; Magnoliopsida; Rosales; Rosaceae. Gene Ontology annotation, biological process: phosphorelay signal transduction system; cytokinin-activated signaling pathway. The coding region runs from base 444 to 932 and encodes 162 amino acids.